UAUAGUCGUAAUGUACUUUCUAACAGUAUUAUAUUAAUCCUUGACAGUAACCGUGGAGACUACAAUCUCUAACACAUAUUGGCAAGACCUUUUACAGUUGCAUGCAGGUAGCAAUCACAUUUGUCAGAACAAAAUGUAAACACGUUGAGAAAGAAGAAACUUUACAGGGAAAUCAUUGUUGCUACUUCUGGUAGGCUACUUCCUUUUUACGGAACUUCUUUGAAGAGCUUCUUUGAAGAAGGUCGUUCUUCAGGACGUGCGGAGCUUUCUGUUUUAGUUCACUUCAGCUGGGGAUUUUCGGAAGGCAAGGACACACAUUUGACCAGGAAAGUGCUCAGGACCAAGGGUCAAGAGCACUGUGAGAACGCAUCACCUGAAGAUGGCAAAUGACAAGAGCAACGCGUUCGAAUCGCAUUAGGACGCAACAUUGGACUCCAAUUCAGUCAACGAUAUUGAUGUAUAUUCUUUAGAAAUUAUAUCAGCAAAUAAGAAUGCUUUGCAUGCAUGUUAAAUCCAUAUCGUAUUUUCAAUUUUAGUUAAGUAUAUUGUUUUUACUUUGAGUUUGUAGACGUUUUUUCUUUCUUUAGAGGAACAAUAUCAUGAAGUUCAACGGGUAUCUAAAGAUUAGAAUUGGUGAGGCGUUGGACCUCAAACCUACUACUUUUUCCCUUCGCCAUUCUACAAUGUUCAACAAAACAGCUCCCACUUUGGACCCUUACAUUGUGAUAAAGGUGGACGAGUACAAAAUUGGACAGACGCAUACAAAGCAAAAAACCAACAUGCCAACUUACAACGAAGAGUUCUGCCUCAAUGUCAACGACGGCAAGCAUAUAGAGUUGGCUGUAUUUCACGAUGCGCCCAUAGGGAAUGACGAUUUUGUUGCUAACUGCACCUUUCAAUUUGAGGACCUGAUGAAAACCUUGAACACAGAAGAGACAUUUGAAGGAUGGGUGGACCUGGAGCCAGAGGGCAAGGUGUUCAUCCUCAUAACACUCAAUGGCUCCUUCAUUGAUGAUGACGCCACCGGGAAGGCCAAGGUGUUCAAGCAGUUCAACAGGAAGAGGCAAGGGGCCGUGAAGCGCAAGAUCCAUCAGGUCAACGGACACAAGUUCAUGUCCACCUUCCUACGGCAGCCCACCUUCUGCUUCCACUGCAAAGAGUUCAUCUGGGGUGUGUUUGGGAAGCAGGGCUACCAAUGCCAAGUAUGCACGUGUGUGGUUCACAAGCGAUGUCAUCAGUUGGUUGUCACGGUGUGUCCACGUAUGAAGAAGUCUGUCAAGGAGCCGACCACCAACCAUGGCUUCAGUAUCAACGUCCCUCACAAGUUCAACAUACACAACUUUAAGGCUCCCACCUUCUGUGACCACUGUGGUUCUCUACUGUGGGGCCUUGUCAGACAGGGUCUACACUGCAAGAGCUGUAAGAUGAACGUGCACAUCCGCUGUAAGGGCAACGUAGCACCCAGCUGUGGGGUCAACAGUGUGGAGCUGGCCAACAAGUUGGCAGAGAUGGGCCUGCAGGCCGGGGGGUUCUCCAAACGCAAUUCGCUGUCCACUGGAGUGCAGGGCCAGGAGCGGGCCCUUAGUGUGAGGAGAGAGAGUGAAACCCCUCAGCAGCAGACCAGACAUCUGGGCAUCUCUGACUUCACCUUCCUACAGGUGCUGGGGAAGGGUAGCUUCGGCAAGGUGAUGCUGGCUCGGUUGAACAGCGGUGAGCGGGUGUUUGCAGUGAAGGUGCUGAAGAAGGACAUAAUUCUGCAGGACGAUGAUGUUGAGUGCACCAUGACAGAGAAGAGAGUGCUGUCACUGGCCAGCUCCCACCCGUACCUCACUCAGCUCUACUGCUGCUUUCAGACACCGGACCGCCUGUUCUUUGUGAUGGAGUUUGUCAAUGGGGGCGACCUCAUGUUCCACAUCCAGAAGUCCAGAAAGUUUGAGGAGUGCCGCGCUCGCUUCUACACCGCCGAGAUCACCUCUGCACUUAUGUUCCUGCACAGCAAGGGCAUCGUCUACAGGGAUCUGAAGUUGGACAAUGUGCUCCUUGAUAAGGACGGACACUGUAAGCUGGCUGAUUUCGGCAUGUGCAAGGAGGGCAUGUUUGAAGGUGUGGCCACAGGCACCUUCUGCGGGACUCCUGACUACAUCGCCCCAGAGAUCCUUCAGGAGAUGCAGUACGGGCCGUCUGUGGACUGGUGGUCUCUCGGCGUGCUGCUCUAUGAGAUGCUGUCUGGCCACGCCCCCUUUGAGGCAGAGAACGAGGACGACCUGUUUGAGUCCAUCCUGAAUGAGGAGAUCAGCUAUGCAUCCUGGCUGAGUGCUGAGGCAGUCAAUAUCCUGAAAGCUUUCCUGACUAAGAACCCUGCCCGGCGUCUAGGCUGCGUGGCGGCGGAGGGUGGGGAGAACGCUGUGACUAACCACGUCUUCUUCACUGGAAUCAACUGGGACAAGCUGAACUGCAGGGAGCAGGAGCCACCCUUCAAACCCCGCAUCAAAACUGCAGAGGACGUGAACAACUUUGACCCAGACUUCACCCAGGAGGAGCCCACCCUGACACCCAUUGAGGAUCUCCUUCCCUCUGUCAACCAGGACGAGUUCCACAACUUCUCUUUCACCUCUCCUGAGCUGCUGGACGACUAGGAGGCCCUGUGUGAACCCCCCCCCCCUGGAGCCAUACAUGAUCACAAUGUGUCUAGCUCUGGCUAGUUCACUGGCACAGUUGCCUGUUUGGCACUGCCUUAGCCUGUAUCUCUAAUUUUGAAAGGCAGUUUAGACUCAGCCCUCGUCACUGUGGUAUAUGACUGUCUGGUUCUCUGUGGAGAGAGAGAGAGAGAGAGGGAGAGGUUUACUCAAUGAGGCCAGAUUUUAGUCAGAUGUUUUUCCACGAUCCUUCCCUUCAUCUUCGGAAAACAUGGGACAGUCUUGACUUGUAACCUUGUGUAUUAAUGCGUAGUAAUGCUCUUACAGUAUCUGACUGCAAUGCAAAGCAAUUUUAAUGGCAAUUUGUCCCCUAAUAUGGAAAGAUGAAUUUGCCUACAGGUACUUCAAGAUGAAUACAAGCACUUUUUGAACUAAUGGGAAGUGUGUGUGUCUGUGUGUGUCUUUUAUUAAUUUGGCAUACCUUUUGUUCAAUGCUGGGAUCAUUAUUCAUCAAAACUGCCUGUGACUCUAGCACAAAUGAUGGCAGGGUAAAGGGUAACGUAAUCAGCACUGCAAAGGUUUCCCAGAACAACUGAGCUGCUCGUUAAUACUGGACGGACUGCAGAGGGGGCUGUGUGAAAUAGUUUCUCAGUGACGUAAGUCCUUUACGGAGAACACACUCAAACACACACACUCACUCACUCACUCACUCAUUCGAGCAGAUACAUGUCAGACACUUUCCCCCUAAACUCAAACACAGGGAUGCGGUAUGUGGGGAGAGAAGAGGAAGGGAGACAUUGUCUUACCACUUGUUUUGUCUCUGCUUUUUAAGAAUAUAUCUCACCCUGUGCCCUGUCAAAAUGGUACAUUGAAAAAGCUUUGUUCUCUGCAUUUAAGAUGGGUUUAUGAAAGCAUUUUCUAAUGAGAAUGUUUUUAUACCUAAUUUUCUGAAGGAAUCUUUUGUCAUUGGUCAACAGUGCGAGAUGAUGCAACAUUUCAUCUGAAUUGAAUGAACUGGUGAUUCAGAGCUGUUGUGAAAUUUCAUAAAGUUCUUCUCUGUGCAUCUGCCUGCACAUGUCAGCACCUGGUGAAGAGUUGGGCAAAUUGAGAAGGUAUAGCAGAUGUCAGACAAUCAAGAAAACCAAUUACGAACAUGCCAAUGAUCCAAACAAAAGCAUAUUUUUAGGUUUAUAUGGAUUAAGGUAUGCUUUAAUAACUGCCAAUACCUCAAUUCUUUCUUUCCAUGUUAAUCCAGUUCUAUGUGAUCACAGUCCUUCAACAGUUAAAUGAAUACCAUUUAUUCAUUCCCCCCCCCCCCCCCCAGACCCACC
Messenger RNA from Oncorhynchus gorbuscha (pink salmon), 3967 nucleotides. RefSeq names its product protein kinase C eta type-like. The record is from RefSeq and is a predicted model, not a curated record. Gene Ontology annotation, molecular function: ATP binding; diacylglycerol-dependent serine/threonine kinase activity. Lineage: Eukaryota; Metazoa; Chordata; Actinopteri; Salmoniformes; Salmonidae. The transcript has 14 exons. The coding region runs from base 600 to 2636 and encodes 678 amino acids. Gene Ontology annotation, biological process: protein phosphorylation.